CAAUGAAAGGGACUAUUUUUUUUUCAUUGGCAAGUUUCAACCUUAGUACAUUAGAGAUGAUAAUGAUACAUGAAACAAAAGAAAAAAAGAAAUAUGUGAGAACUGUUAUUAAGGUUUGCCGUCAUUUAAUAUGUUUAAAAAGACUGUGGCAGCUUUAUCAGUGAAUAAAUCAAUUCAGAUAACACAUUGGAACAAAAUUCCAACAAAAUGGCUACUGGUAGAGAAAUAGAUACCGAUAUUCUUUCAGAUGAAAUAUUCGAUGUACUAUGUUCAAUGUGUAAAAAUAAAGGAAAACACACUGAAGGUGAAAAAUUCUGUGUAGACUGUGAAGAUUAUUUUUGUAUAACGUGUGUUCAAGUUCAUAGUGAAGUACCUGUACUAGCUGGUCACAAUGUGUUGGAUAUAUCUCAAGUUAGGUCAGGAGCCAGCAAGGGUCUGCCGAGGGGACCAACAGAGAGAUGGGGCAGACACAGUCAUAAACACAUUGAUAUGUACUGUCAGAACCAUGAUAAUGUUGGCUGUUCUACAUGUAUAGCUGUUGAUCACAGAUUAUGCAAGGAUACAUUCUACAUACCAGAAUAUAUCCAAAAUACUACUUACCAAGUUGCAUCCAGAGACAUUCAAACAAAACUCAAGGAAAUAGCCAAGACCCUUGAAGAACAAGCUGAUAUAUUUAAACAUGAUAAACAAAGGCUGUUUAAGAGGAAAGCACAAAUAAUGGCUGAUAUCAGAAAAUUCCGUCAAGAAAUCAAUGACCAUCUGGACAAGCUUGAGAAAAGUUCUAUAGAUGAGAUAGAAGAUAAAGUCAAAUGUCUGGAGGACAAUAUAGAAGAUGGUCUCACUAAGAUACAAGCAAUCAAGUCCAUGAUUACAUCAGCUAAUGAUAAGUUAGCGUCUACAAGCACAAAUCCAUCUGAAGUUUUUGUUUAUGUUAAGAUGGCGGAGGAUGCUGCAAAUGUUGCCGACAUAUAUAUAGAAAAUGGAAAAUUAAGAAGUACUGUAGAAGACGUAGAGUUUCAACCUGAUAGCGCAAUUCUUAUACAGCUACUACAUGAACAAACCCUAGGAGUACUUACAGUGAAACCUACAAUGAAUGCUGACAAUAUAUUACAGAAAAAAGGAGAACAAUCAUAUAAUGUAAAAGUUAGUACUGAUAAAAAUAGUUGUAAUAUCAGCAGUGCCUGCUGUAUGGAAGAUGGAACAAUAAUUCUAGCUGAUUUCAACAACGGGAAGCUUAAACGGUUACACAGUUGUACGUAUUCUGUCACAGACACUUUUGACCUUCCUGAAGAUCCAUAUCAAGUAUGUAUAAUCGGUAAAACACAUGUGGCAGUAACUGUGCCAUCAAAAAAGGAAGUUCAUCUCAUUUCUCUAGAAAGAGAAAUGAAAACAACACACAAGUUUAACACUGAUUUUGAAUGUUAUGGUCUUGCAUAUGCAAACAGUAAUUUAUAUAUUUCAGACAGUCAGACAUCAGUAUAUAUGUACACAUUGUCUGGUAGGAAGCUUAAUCAGUUCAGUAAGAAUCAAUCAGGACAUGAAAUGCUCAGUAACAUAUGCAGUCUUGCUGUCAAUAAGGAUGCUACAAGGAUUUAUGUUGCUGACCAUUUUAAUGGACUGAUAGUAAUGGACAGCAAUGGCCAGGUUAUUACAUCAUUUAAUGAUGAACAAAUAAAAGGGGCUAACUGUUGCUAUCUAACUGAAGUAGGUAGUGUACUGGCCCCUGGAUCAGCAUUUAAUAAUGUUUUACAGUUUACAUGUGAUGGUGAGCUGAUAGGAGAGGUUAUAAAAGAUGAUAGUGGAAAAGGGGGGAUACUUUCAGUCUGCUGUAAUCAACAAAUGUCAAAUAUGUAUAUAAGUAGAGUGUGGGAGGACAACAUUGAAGUGUAUGAUAUCUAAUAUGUUAAGUAAAUGUAGAAAAAACACAAUCAAUAAAAGUUAAAUAAUCUAAGAAUACAUCAUUAUGUAAAAUAAAAUGAUAUUUAAACAUAAUAUUUGAAAAGGUAAACAAAAUCACUAAAAAAGAUUUAAUGGUGUUAUAACUCAUUGUGAAUAUACAAGAAUGUUGUUGUGACAUUAUUUAAUGUAUCGUGUACAUUAUAUUGUAGCAUUGUUAUUUAAUAAACAAAAAACUGUUUCAAUUUAAAUUGUAUGUUGUGUAAAUGAGAUGGUGUUUAUGUGUUAAAUAAGUGUAUCAUUUAAACAUAUAAAUUUUCAGUUACCUUUUCAUACUGCUUACAUGAAAAACAGGAUGUCGGUGACAUAUAUAUCCUUUUUAACAAUAUAAAUAUCAAUAUACAAAUGAUUGUUAAUAGCAAAUAGCAAGGCUUGUUAGCUCGUACCUGGUCGUUUGUACUUAAAGAGUUUUACUAAGUCUUUGCACCUGUAAAUUGAUUUUAUCCCGCAAUGUUGCUUGUUUAAAUAAUAUUUGAAUAUAUUUCAUUUUAUUAAAGCUCAAUAUAUCCUUCAAUGUAAAACUCCCAUAGACCUAUUAUGUGUGCUGAAUAUCACCCUUUUAGGAUAUAUUCACCAGGGAAUAGUUCUUAUAUCACCCUGGGGCAAAUAACUCUUGCAUAACUCAUUUUAAGUUUAACUAGACUACAAUAUGUUUUUGGGUAUGUUUUUUGGGUGUAAGGGAGAUAACACCGAAUGUAACAUACCACCGUAAUUAUUAAUUAUUGUACAAAUUAAUCUCUUCGACUCGUGAAUGUUUUAGUGAAUUUGUUAUUUAUGUUGAUUUUUAAUUGUUUCUUUUGUAAUAUGCUGAUGAAACAGUACUCUGAGAAGAAAGGAAAACUGAUUUGCAAAACGCCUUAAAUGCUAUGAGUGAUUACUUUAAUAUAUGGAAUCUUGUUGUAAAUGAAGCUAAGACUAAAAAUAGUGUUUUAGUAAGUCAAAACUUAAGGAUGAUUUUGAUUUUAAU
Messenger RNA from Ruditapes philippinarum (Manila clam), 2923 nucleotides. RefSeq lists its product as uncharacterized. Gene Ontology annotation, molecular function: zinc ion binding; ubiquitin-protein transferase activity. The transcript is spliced from 2 exons. Gene Ontology annotation, biological process: positive regulation of DNA-templated transcription. Lineage: Eukaryota; Metazoa; Mollusca; Bivalvia; Venerida; Veneridae. Gene Ontology annotation, cellular component: chromatin; nucleoplasm. The coding region runs from base 208 to 1899 and encodes 563 amino acids. The record is from RefSeq and is a predicted model, not a curated record.